This is a messenger RNA of Suillus subaureus, 5886 nucleotides long. RefSeq lists its product as uncharacterized. The transcript has 40 exons. NCBI's taxonomy places the organism in Eukaryota, Fungi, Basidiomycota, Agaricomycetes, Boletales, Suillaceae. Gene Ontology annotation, cellular component: cytosol; nucleus. Gene Ontology annotation, biological process: proteasomal ubiquitin-independent protein catabolic process. Bases 1 to 5886 code for a protein of 1961 amino acids. Gene Ontology annotation, molecular function: proteasome binding; peptidase activator activity. The record is from RefSeq and is a predicted model, not a curated record.
AUGUCACUUGAUAUCAAUAGUCUCAUUGCCGAGUUUGCAGAAGAGUUUUCUUCAGGUGGUAUUUCCGUUGUCAUGGAUGAAGGAGAUACGCCCGUGGAUGUCCUCGAGUCACCCUCCGAUGACAUUGCCGCCGAACUCGUCUCUGAUCGCUCUGCAUAUGAGAAACAAAAAGCUACUCUCCAAACAUAUCUUGAUUCUCUCCCUUACGAGUGCGAGUCUAUUGAUGUCAUGCAAGCCAAGCUUGAGUACAUAGUCGGCAAGUUGAUAGUCUGCGCUAAAUCCAAGAAUUGGUUGGUCCUCACCACCUGGGAUGCAAUCCUGCAAUGCUGGCUGCAGAUGCGUUAUCCCAUGACGACCUCCACCCGCGCCACAUUGGUCCGCUUUUAUUACGAAUUAUGCCUUCUGCCUGGCAUAGAAGUGCGGGUCAUCCGUAGCUGGGCAGAUAUGUUGUACCGCCUUUUAGGAUCCAAGACAGUUAAGCGCAAACUUGAGGCCACUGACCUUCAACUCCCUUGGAAACCCCUAUGGGAUGUAUUGUACAAAGAGCUGUUCCCCAAGAGCCGCCUUGCAGAAUUUCAGGGAAAUCGUAACUUAAAUAAUAUAUUGCUGUAUGUCGCGGAGAGCUGUAAGCGCUACUUCCCUGCGACUGAUAUUCCCGAUAUGCUCGAGACGUUCCUACCUAUCCUCACGCCUGAUACUACAUUGACGAUGAUACCCGUUCUCACAUCGUUCUUUCCGCCAACCCACACACAUAUCUACCUUCCUGUGAUAUUCAGGAUUUGGGAAGCUUUCAAUUCGCACAUCAUGGAUGAUAGGUUUCUCGAAUUCGCUGGAAUCCUCGCGGAGGAACAUGUUGCUGGUCAGGAAGGACCUGCGGGAGAGGAAGGAGGUGCUGCAUGGAAAGAUGUCGGUAUCUGGACACAAGAAGAAUGGUUGAUGCUUGUUAGUAAAGGAAUCGAGUCGCUGUAUGUCCCUGUGGGCAAUUCGAGCAAUGUCGCUGCUACAGCUGUUCAGGCAGAUGCUUCCGCAGCACGCCAAGGUUCCAAAGUCAAGAAAACAAUCAGUAGGAUCAGUUGCAUGGCUAAACUAUUUGUAUACUCAAUGGCCCUCGAUGGUCCGAUACGCGGAGAUUCCGCAUCUACUCCUGGGUCUCCCAAUAGCCAGCCGAUGGGAUACUUGGCUGGUUCGAAGGCGCUUGACUCGUUAGACAAACUGAUUACAAGUACAGAAUCUUUCUUUCAUCCAUCAAACUCUGGUCACUGGACGUUCACGCUCACGAAUUUGCUGCAACGUCUUACUGUCGAGUUUGCCGACAGGUGGCUUGAAGAACAGCAGCCUUCGUGCAAAACUCCCGUGGCACAUCGUCUCACUCCUUCUCUUCGCCGAGCGUUCGUCGAUGUUUUACGCACGCCUGCGUUCCUUGCCAUGUUUUCCAAGGAUUCCUUUUGUAUUAGCAUGGCACAGAGUGCACUGCGCACUAUGGCAUUGCUUGAGCCAACGCUCAUCAUGCCUGAGCUCCUCGAGCGUGCCUACGGUGGUCUGGAAGUGGUCAAUGAGACUCACCGCACCACUGCAGUGUUGAAGAUGCUGUCAGGCAUUUCACUUCCGCUUGUCUCAGAGAUGAUAUGGAGGCCGGGACAAAAGCACCUACUUCCUCUUCUCGAACUUUGCCUUCCUGGUAUUGAUCUGAACGACCCCAAUAAGACCAUUUGUGCUACUUUAUUCAUCGUCAGCGCCAUGCAGCAUGUGAAAGUUGGAGAUCUCUCUAUGCACCACUCUGGUUUUGCUUUGUCUGGGGAUGCGCCAGGAGAAGAACUCAUGGAGCUUGAUACCGAGGACACCCACAUUCCUGAGGGUGUCGAAAUGAGCCCAUUUGUUUCACUGGGUAGGCAAGAAGAGAGGACUCUUGUCCGGGAGAGCACGGCAGGCUUCGCAGAUUGGGUGACGUCCCUCUUUCGCAGAGUUCUAGCUUUAUACGAGAAUCUCCCUGAGGAAGGUGGGAAGAAGAAGACUACCGGCGGAAAAUCGGAAGAGACCGUUCUGAAAUCGAUCAAGAGCAUGCUUGACGUGGUCACCUUGCACCUCUCAGACCAACUAUUCGAUCUCGUGUUGAAUCUCGUUUUCGAAUACGCUGUGACAAAUGCGAAGUCUAAUGCCAUCCGAGCGUUCGGGCAGCUCGUAGCAUGCCUGGCACGCGCACAACCUCAAAAGACGUUGGAUAAGUUUUUGCCGUCGUGUAUCUCACGCAUACAAGAAGAACUCAAAUAUGGAGCUUCGAGCGUUAGGACAACAUCAACACACGAUCUUGUUCCAUCUGACACAACGCUGCACUGGAACAUGUCAAUAUUGCGCGGGUGUCUUGCGUACGGCGCACAUGCUCUCCUUAACCACAAGGAAGACAUCAUUAACCUCUUAUCGUUACUGUUGAAUAAGACGAAGAAUGAGCGUGGGUACACAGGCACUGCCGCGAUUGUCACCAGAGUGAUGCAUGCUUUGUCUGGUGUCUACCCAUCUGACAAUCGCUUCGUGAAUGAAGACGUAUGGAAUCAGCCCGAGUUUGGCGAGUCGCAUAACACUCAAUGGGGUCGACUGUACGAAGCGAAGGAUGUGAAGGUGGAGUGGCACGUUCCAAGCACCGAGGAAGUACAAUUCAUUCUGGACAUUUUGGAUCGCGUAGCAGCUCCUGCGCUCGAUAAGAUAGAGACCUUGGCGCAGUCUACUCAGCAUUGGGAUGAAGUCGUGAGGAAUGACUUCUGCAGGCAAGUUGCAACACAACGAAGACGGCACUCCAUUAACUUUUUACAGGAAGGACCGAAAGAUAUAGUACAUCCAUGCCUCGAUCCAGAAACACAACUGGAAGGACUUCUUGUUGAUCAUCUUGAUGUCAAUGCUGGAUUUAUUCUCACUGAUCCCAAUGAUCCUCGUUACCAACAAGCCUUGCAGCAUCGCAUCCGUUUUGGCAAUGUCACGCACUUGGCCGCGAUCGCCUUGCGCCAAAUCCAAGGAGGUGAAGAUCAUUUGGAUGCUGUCGUCGCCGUCGUGAAGGCCAUCGACACUUACUUUUUGGAUUACGGGAUGAGUCGGGGAGACUUCAUUACAUUGCAAAAGAAUUUUGCACAGUCGAGAGAGGUAAACCGAGUGUCGGCAAGGCAAAAAGAGAACUCACGAAUUGCAUGGGUGAAAAGAGCACAAGUCUAUCAUUGUGGCCGGCUCUACAUCCACGCUUUGUAUCGUCGAAGAUCGUCCCUGGACGACACAUUACUGAAGGAAGACCUUGCGGAGCUCUGUUUGUCACCAUACACGCGAGUGCGACGCCUCGCUCAGAAUGUGCUGCACAGCGCAUGUGGUUCCUAUGUCCGCGCGACAAGAUAUAUCUUGCCAUCUAUUUUCAACGCGCUAUCGAAAGGCAAUGAUCCUGAUAGGAUCAAGGGCGCUUUGUACGUCCUUGGUAACAAAGGCACUGCCGCGCUGACCAUGUCCGAGCCACCGCUGCGACGGCAAUACCUGGUUGCUUUGCUAGAAUGCCAACACGAAGAGAAACCAUCGAUACAGAAGCUUGUCACCACUUUCUCCACGGAAUGUUUGAUACACCUCAGUGAAGAAGUCAUAAGGACUUCUGCAUACACAGCCCCUACUCCUGGGGUUGAAGCCUCUAUUCGCACUCUUGAAGAAGAGUUCUCGCCUGCUGUCAUUGAUAGUCAAUUAACCAAGGCAGCAGUGGAAUGUGCUGCUAAGCGUGUACAGCGAUGCUUGGAAGAAACCGACAAGACUGUCCGCUCUAUUCUCGAGAUUGCCUCUCGGCCUACUACACAUUGGAGAUAUGUACACAUGGCCAUGAAGUUUUUGAUAGGCUUCCUCAGACGCGACGCAGUGGCUCCUCCGGAGUUGGUUCGCUUCUUCAUGGAACAAACACUUAGCCCACAACCAGGAAUAAGGGCUAGUGCUGAGCAGGCAAUCGUGAAGACCGCCGUUCUCAUGAAGAUACGAGCGUACGCUAAAACUGAUGAUGAGCUCUGGCUCUGCAAAUGGCAGAGUCCCUUUGCGAGGACUAUUUCUAUCGACAACCCGCCUGCUUUCCUUGCGCAACUAUACCAACCUGUUAAUGAAGUCGACGGCUUUUACGUUGACCUGCUAGACACUGGUUUUUUGGCUUGGACAAAGACCAUCAAAUGCUAUCCUGUGAAUCUGAGUAACUCAGUAUUAUGGGAUUCAGCGUCAAGACAGUGCUUGCAAGCUAUGCACAGCUUUAUUGGAGAAGGAUAUUUUACUCAGCUCGCAACAUUGUGGAGCCAAGAGUCCAGCAAGGCAUCCGGUUCACCGCAUCUUCAUGCAGAGAACGUGAUUUUUAUGAUUACUCUAGCGAAGCUGUUCAACGGCGAACAUUUGCAUCUAAUUCUUCCAAUUGUCGAGCCAUUGAUGAGCGAUGCGGAUAAGUUCAAGCAGGCGGCUGCAGCUGAGAUAUUGACUGGGCUGUUGCGCGGGUCCAAACACUGGCCCAGGCAAACACGAGAGGAACUUUGGUCUUGGCUCACCCCGCGCUUUGACGUGAUUCUCACACAGGCGAAACCAGAUACUGUUUCAUAUUGGACUUCGUUCCUAGAGCAUACCCUACUGAACCUCGACCCGCGUCGCUUCCAGCCUUUGGUCGAUUGGAUAUUAUCCCUCCAUCUUGACUUCCAGGUGACAAAGGCUCUUAACAUCAUUGUUGUGUUUAUUGAUUCCGUUGGUGUCCGGUUCAAUGGCGUAUCUGAGAAAUAUGCAUCGAUUUUCUUUGACAACGCGGACUCCAACUAUGCAGAGAUAAGGACUUCGAUAGCCAAUGCCCUGUGCCUGAUAGCCAAGUAUCAAUGGAGACCAGCAUAUCCCUCUGUGGAUGCCCUCCUCGUGGCAUGCGCAGAGAGUCCAGAUCCACUCCGAAUCAGACAAGGGUUUUUCUCUUAUCAUGUACAAUCGAUCAUCGAUAAUCUGCCCAAAUGGAAGGACGAACGGUUCCCUCCACCUAGAGUUUCACAGUCCCGGUAUGACAAAGUCGGCUUGACCAUGUUGCUCUGGCUAUGGGUGUCUCUUUAUAGCCCCGAAGCUUGCCUCGUUCGUCCUCAUGCCAUGGCCCUGCUACCUGAACUCUUGAGCAUGUCAGAAUUAAGCGAUAAUCCGGAACUUCAAAAGUACAGCAGCGCUGUGCUUCGCGUGUUUUCCUCGGUUCAUCUGCCGCCUUCGCUUACGCACGUCGUCUUGGAGAACCUGGUUUCGGCCAUUCAGUCAUCUGAGUCAUGGCGAAUUCGGUUGCAUGCAUUGCCUGCCCUGGUCGUUUUCUUCUAUCGGAACCUCUUAACGAUUUCAUCUGACGGUGUACUCAAAAUCAUGGAUGUAUUACUUGAUUGUUUAUCAGAUGAGAACGUCGAAGUUCGAGAAAUGUCGUCCAAGACCCUGUCUGGAGUUGUAAGAUGCUCGCAGCGGCAGAACAUAAUUCCAUUGAAGAACCGCUUCGUAUCAUUGGCGCGCAGCGUAAAGCUCCCCUCGCGUACACACCAUGACUAUGGAGAGUCACUUAGGAAGUUACAUUCCGCUAUCCUUGGCCUAUGUGCCCUUGUUGAGAGUUUCCCGUACUCUGUCGAGCCCUGGAUGCCGUCCCUCACAGAAGUCCUGGCGAGACACGCAACAGAUCCGCCGCCGAUCUCGACGACGAUUCGUCACUGUGCUUCUGAGUUCAAGAAAACUCACCAGGAUACCUGGCACAAGGAUCAACUAGCCUUUGACGAAGAUCAAUUACAGAGCCUCUCUACGAUGCUUGUUGGUACUUCAUAUUGUGGGUUAAUUGCGUCUGUUAUUGGGGGGCUUUGGCUGAUCAACGGCUAUAUCUACAGACGCCUAGAUAAUGCCUCAUAG